Molecule: messenger RNA, 1661 nt
Organism: Octodon degus (degu)
Lineage: Eukaryota; Metazoa; Chordata; Mammalia; Rodentia; Octodontidae
Product: T-complex protein 1 subunit zeta-like
Biological process (GO): protein folding
Cellular component (GO): chaperonin-containing T-complex
Molecular function (GO): ATP-dependent protein folding chaperone; ATP binding; ATP hydrolysis activity
Source: RefSeq, a predicted model, not a curated record
UUUGAAACUGCAAAGGAAAAGGCCCUACAGUUUUUGGAACAAGUUAAAGUAAGCAGAGAGAUGGACAGGGAGAUACUUACAGAUGUGGCCAGAACAUCUUUGCGCACUAAAGUUCACGCGGAACUUGCAGAUGUCCUAACAGAGGCUGUGGUAGAUUCCAUUUUGGCCAUUAGGAGAAAAGAUGAACCUAUUGACCUGUUCAUGGUUGAGAUCAUGGAGAUGAAGCAUAAGUCGGAAACUGAUACAAGCUUAAUCAGGGGGCUUGUUUUGGACCAUGGGGCACGGCACCCUGAUAUGAAAAAAAGAGUGGAAAAUGCAUACAUCCUCACAUGCAAUGUCUCCUUGGAAUAUGAGAAAACAGAAGUGAACUCUGGCUUUUUCUACAAGAGUGCAGAAGAAAGAGAAAAGCUAGUAAAAGCCGAAAGGAAAUUCAUUGAAGAUAGAGUUAAAAAAAUAGUGGAACUGAAAAAGAAGGUCUGUGGUGAUUCAGAUAGAGGAUUUGUUGUUAUUAAUCAAAAGGGGAUUGAUCCCUUCUCCUUGGAUUCUCUUGCAAAAGAAGGCAUCGUAGCUCUGCGUCGGGCGAAGAGGAGAAACAUGGAGAGGCUGACUCUUGCUUGUGGUGGGGUAGCUCUCAAUUCCUUGGAUGAGCUAACUCCUGACUGUUUGGGACAUGCAGGACUGGUUUAUGAGUAUACUUUGGGAGAAGAGAAAUUCACCUUUAUUGAGAAAUGCAACAAUCCCCGCUCUGUCACAUUAUUGAUCAAAGGACCAAAUAAGCACACCCUCACUCAAAUCAAGGAUGCAAUAAGAGAUGGUUUGAGGGCUGUCAAAAAUGCUAUCGAUGAUGGCUGCGUGGUUCCAGGCGCUGGUGCAGUGGAAGUGGCAAUGGCAGAAGCACUGGUGAAACACAAGGCCAGCGUGAAGGGUCGGGCCCAGCUCGGAGUCCAGGCGUUUGCCGAUGCCUUGCUCAUCAUUCCCAAGGUCCUUGCUCAGAACUCUGGCUUUGAUCUUCAGGAAACAUUAGUUAAAGUUCAAGCGGAACAUGCCCAGUCAGGUCAACUUGUGGGUGUGGACUUGAACACAGGUGAGCCAAUGGUAGCAGCAGAAGCGGGCGUGUGGGAUAACUACUGUGUGAAGAAACAGCUGCUUCACUCCUGCACUGUGAUUGCCAGCAUUAUCCUCCUGGUCGACGAGAUCAUGCGGGCUGGAAUGUCCUCUCUCAAAGGCUGAGGGGAAGCUUCCUGUAUCAUACGAAUCCUGAAGACUGCGGAAUGAUCCUGAGGAGUAGAGUUGUGGAAUUUUUGUUCAAGCUUCAAGUGAUUUUCAGAGGAAUUUUCUUUUCCCACAUGAAAAAAAGAGAACACUUGGCAACUAUUCAAAUUAUGAUGUGGAAUUCUAACUACAGUAUUUUCUGGUUGCACUGUGUACACACGUGAAGCAGGUCCUUUGUAAUCAGAGAAGAGGUGGCUUUGCUUUAGCUGCAUUAACGUAAGGUUAAUAAUUGUUUAUUAAAUGUUCCUUGAAAAACAAUUUUAAUGGUUAAAUAAUUCCCUGUGGAUAUGUUUUAAAUUAAGCAGCAAUUCUCUGUUAAAUAUUUGAAUAAUUUAAAAAUUUGGAUGCACCUGUCACCUUAGUGUAAAUUUCUAAGUAAAAUCACUUGG